CCGCAGGUGCAGAGGAGGGAGGUUGACUUCCCAAGGUGGGAGUCGACCUGACCGGUUCGACCGUCCUACGCCUUUCGAUCGACAGUCACGCUCACGAAGUCGAUACAUCCAGGUGCUAAAGAACAACAAAAAAAAUAACCAGAACAAUAUGUUCUGCACCAAAAAUCUUCUCCAGAGGGAUAAAUAAUCCAAGUAUGGACCCCCCCAGGAACGAGCCUUUCGACUACAGCUAAAGUUAUUUCUCGGUAGAUGUUGCUGGGAGUAGGAUGCGUGAUUAAUGCGAAAUCGAGGAAUUAACAUGUUGACUAAUUGGAUCAUCGGAGUUUUCCUGAUCACGAGGGUGGGGGGCACUCUGGACCCAGCUGGUACAAAAUGUGGACAGAAGAGGUGCAGCACAACUGAGUAUUGCAGUCCUUAUGACACUCAGUGUCGUCCGUGUGCAACAGCAUGCGACACCUCCAGUCACAAUUACCAGGAGGAGAUCUGCGUCAAAGACUGUCAGGAGUUCCUCCACGAUCAGAGGUACGUCCUUCGUGGAGAGUUGGGGAGAGACGUCGUCUCCAGAGAUUAUGGGCAAAGUACGCUGAUUCACGUGUCUCUGGUUAUCUCUCUCAUUUCAUUUGUCGGCGUCUUUUGCCUGUACCUGGGGAUGAUCCUCAAAGGGAAAAGACUGAGGGGCGUGUGGAAGAAAUUUUUUGGCACGAGAUGGACGAAGAAAAAAAUUAAUAAAAUACGAGACGACGUCGAGGCUGGGCCUCCGAAGCACCAGAACGGUUUGAAACUUACAAUGCCGACUAUCAGCCGAUCUGUGGCCGCUGCUAGUCAGGGUCAUGGGACUAAUGUGAGUACUUCUAGUACUCCCAACACCACCAGCACACCCUUGUCUAGAAGGCAUCCCAGUGAAGACACUACUCUGGAUUAUGCUUAUGACAAUCCUGCGAUGACCCCCAGUCCUGAGACUGCAACCGCUAAAUCGAAGAAGGAAAGCUCUUUUUAAUUAUAAUCCAUCAACUGAAAUGACAUUUUCGUCAUUGACGAUAUUCACCAGGUAUCGAAUUUUCGAAAAUUGUCUUUGACAAAAUUUUUGGCCGAUUUGUAUGCCAUUUUUGAAUUUUCACAUUUUCAAAUUUUAUCCGUUGACUUUUCAACCAAUUUUUGACACUUUGCAAAUGAAAAUGAAUUUUUAUGGGAGGACUUUUUAAUCGUCGUGAGAAUACGAAUUUUUAAGAAAACUAUUUAAUUUAUAAUUAAUUGAUAUUCACUUUUCGCAGAGAGAUAAAGUUGAGUGAAUUAGAUGAAAAAUUGUGUAUUGAAAAAGAGUUUCUUGAUGCAGGAAAUAUUUUUCUAAGAGGAAGAUAUUUUUUUUUCUCUGUCUCAUUAACGAUAGGAUGUGUGUUCGCUGCAAUCGUGAACCGUGCGGCUGUGCGACUUAAUUCAUAUUAAAUCCAAUCAAUCGUUUAUCCCUCAACUCUAUAAACUAUCUAUUAAUUACUCUGUAAAUUCAGCGAAAGCUAAUUUUAUCUCGAAUGGUUUAACAUAACUCCACCCUUAUCGACUUAGUUUACCCAGCACUUGCUAAUGAGCUCUGAAUUUCCAGAGCCAACUUUUAGUUCUUAAGUGUAACGAAAUCCUUAUCAGCCAUUCCGUCCAUGAAAGGCCUUGAGUGCAAACGCAGUGCAAUAAAUGCAGGCUUUGCAUAGGUCGGUUACGUUUCGCAUGAAAACCCGGUAAGAAAACUCAAAUCAUUCCCGCAAAUAAAAAAAAAAUUGAGUGACAUGAAGACGAAGUCGGGAGUAACUCAAAUUUCAGCUCAACUCGAAAAAAAUUAUUGAAUAACUAUAUGAAUUUUUUAAACAAAUCCAAUCCAAUCAGAACUUCACAAUUUCAAAACUGAAUAAUAAAAAAUCUUGGAAUAUCACUUUUGAGAUUGCAGAAUUUGCUCAAUAAAAAUUGAAGAACCGAAUGAAAAAAAAAACAAAUGUACAAAGAAAUUGCUCAAGAAAUUCUCCGUGCACUUAGAAAAUGACUAAUUACUCCGUUUUCGUGGUGAAACUGACCGACUAAUUACUGUAACUAUUCUACAAUUAGUAUU
Fopius arisanus is the source of this 2092-nucleotide messenger RNA. It is a transcript of the gene grnd, whose product is annotated as grindelwald. NCBI's taxonomy places the organism in Eukaryota, Metazoa, Arthropoda, Insecta, Hymenoptera, Braconidae. The record is from RefSeq and is a predicted model, not a curated record. The transcript has 5 exons. The coding region runs from base 278 to 997 and encodes 239 amino acids.